This is a messenger RNA of Staurois parvus, 918 nucleotides long. NCBI's taxonomy places the organism in Eukaryota, Metazoa, Chordata, Amphibia, Anura, Ranidae. The record is from the annotation of a GenBank genome assembly.
AUGAUUGGAUUUCAAAUACCUCUUCCUUUCAAAAAAUUUCUAUUUUCCAUUUUUCUAGUGACAUACAUGUUUACAAUUUCAGGAAAUGUUCUAAUAAUAAUGCUUUCAUCUGUAUCUCAACAACUCAACAAACCUAUGUACUUUUUCUUAAGCAACUUAUCGGUAUGUGAAAUACUCUUGACCACCAAUAUUGUGCCUAAUAUGUUAUGUUUACUAAUGGUUGAUGGAGUAAUCAUCUCUGUAUCAGAAUGUUUUCUUCAGUUUUACAUGUUUGGAACUUCUGCCACAACAGAAUGCUUUCUUCUUGCUGUCAUGUCCUAUGACCGCUACUUAGCCAUCUGUAGCCCAUUGCAUUAUACCUCUAUCAUGAAUGAAAGACUUUGUGUUACACUUGCAGUUAUUGUUUGGACAACUGGUUUUAUGGCUACAGUAGGGACAAUUAUAAUGAUGAGCAGUUUGCAGUUUUGCAAGACUAAUGGCAUUGACCAUUUCUUUUGUGAUCGGGAGCCCAUCCUAAGUCUUUCUUGCUCAGACACGUCUGAAAUUAAAGUAGAAGCCCUUGUUUUUUCAUUUUGCAUUACCCUCUGGCCUUUUAUAAUUAUUGUCUGGUCUUACAUUUCUAUUCUUCGUACUAUAUUAAAAAUGAUCACAAGCAAAGAAAGAUAUAAAACCUUUUCAACCUGCAGUUCUCAUUUAAUAGUAGUCAGCAUGUACUAUGGAACUUUAAUAAUAAUGUAUGUGGUGCCUUCUAAUAAUCAGUCAUUUAAUGUGAACAAACUGUUGUCAUUAGAUAAAGUUGUGUCUGUUGUUUAUUCUGUUGUGACUCCCUUAUUAAACCCUAUGAUAUACUCUCUGAGGAACAAGAAGUUUCAAACAGCAGUUUUCAGUUCAGUGCUGAGAUGGUCCAUUCAGUCCUAA